Messenger RNA from Notodromas monacha, 1293 nucleotides. The record is from the annotation of a GenBank genome assembly. Lineage: Eukaryota; Metazoa; Arthropoda; Ostracoda; Podocopida; Cyprididae.
AUGCCAAGUCGGCCGCGUGCGGGACGCAGCAUAUCAUCGCCGCCACAACCGCCACAGCAGCCGCCGCCAACUGCUGCUCUUGUUGUUGUUGUUGUUGUUUCCCAUCAGCUGACUGAAAAAGCCCUUCCAGGGGGCCGACGAGGCGCCACUGGUGCUGGUGCUGGAGGCCUCGUGGGUCGCGUGCGACUGUGUGCAGCUGACGCGGACAACGACGACGAUGACGACAACAACAACAAUGACGACGACGACGACGACGACGACAUCGAUGACGAUGCUGUCGUUGUCGCCCGUGCUGGGGGCCGACGAGGCGCCACUGGUGCUGGUGCUGGAGGCCUCGUGGGUCGCGUGCGACUGUGUGCAGCUGACGCGGACAACGACGACGAUGACGACAACAACAACAAUGACGACGACGACGACGACGACGACAUCGAUGACGAUGCUGUCGUUGUCGCCCGUGCUGAUGACGGAUAUUACGGUUCCCACCACCACCACCACCACCACCACCUGCACCACUUGCGCCAUCCGCACCACCACCCCGACGAUUACACCAACCCCGCUGGUGACGCCUUCGGCGGCGGCGGUGAUGUCGGCAUCGGCGGCGGCCCUGACGACGACGACUGCUACAGCGGCGACAUCAAGUUCCGGCCCUCUCAUCCCCCUGGUGCCGACCACCACCACCACCACAAUAAUAAUAAUAACAAUAACAACCACAACCACCAGCACCACCAACACGUACAAUCCUCCCACCACUUGCUGCUCCCUCCUCCUCCAGCAGCACCGUCACCAACGUCUCUCCUGCACCUCACCAGCAGCAUGCCGAACCCCUACCAGCACCAGGCGGCGCCACUGUCGCAGCACCACCACCACCACCACCAGCACCACCACCAACUCCAGCAGCACAGCCACUCAUCCUUGCUGCUGUACUCGUCCUCGCCGACACCGUCGCCGUCUCCCAGCACGUGCACGACGCCGGUUCCGUCGCCGUUGUCGUCGUCGAACACGUCAUCCGUCGUGUCCCGCCGCGGCCGGCUGUCGACGGAAAAGGGCGGCGGCGGCGGCGGCGUCAAUUCCGGCCACGCCCCGCCGGUGGAGGUGCGCAAGAAGCGCCGGCUGGCGGCCAAUGCCCGCGAGCGACGGCGCAUGAACAGCCUCAACGACGCCUUCGACCGUCUCCGGGAAGUCGUGCCGUCGCUGGGCAACGACCGGAAGCUGUCCAAGUUCGAGACGCUGCAGAUGGCCCAGACGUACAUCGGGGCCCUGCACGAGCUCCUGCAGCGGGUCUCUAACAAUUAA